AUGGCACUUGAAAAGGAGGUCCCCCCUUUAUCUCUUAAGGAUCAUGAAAAGGGCACCAUCGAGAACCUCGAACUAGACCGUCUAGGCUACAAACAAGAACUACGCCGCAACCGUUCAGUCCUAACCCUCCUCUUCCAAACCCUUGCUAUAGCAGCAAUCCCUUACGGCGAAGGCUCUCCUCUCCUCUCCGCUAUCUACGGCGGCGGUCCCCUCUCAAUCUUCGUUGGCUGGAUAGUCGUCUGUCUCUUUGAUCAAUGCAUCGCCUUCUCCCUCGCUGAACUAGCCUCCCGCUACCCAACCUCUGCAGGCCCCUACUACUGGACCUUCCAAAUCUCCCAGGGCAACAGAACAACCCUCUCCUUCAUCAACGCCUGGAUCUGGCUAAUCGGAAACUGGACCAUAACCCUCUCCGUAAACUUCGGCUUCGCCUCCCUGGUCUCAGCAACAGUCUCAAUCUACCACCCAGACUGGUCAGCAUCCAGCUGGCAACUCCUCCUAAUCUUCUACGCAGUCUGCCUCUCCUCUCUAGCAAUCUGCAUUUUCGCAAACAACCAUCUCCCCUUAAUCGACACCCUCUGCGCAACAUGGACCGUCCUCACAAUAAUAAUCAUUCUAAUCGCAAUCUCCAUCAAAGCAGACGUGGGCCGCCACUCGCCAUCAUACACCCUAUCCCACUACGACAAAUCCUUCGCUGGCUGGGGUGACUUCACCUUCUUCAUUGGUCUCCUCCCACCUGCAUACACCUUCUCCGCAAUAGGAAUGAUCUCCUCCAUGGCCGAAGAAUGCACAAACCCAGCAAUUAAAGUCCCCCGCGCAAUAGCACUCUCCGUCCCUGUCGGCGGAAUAGCGGGUCUAUUCUUCAUCAUCCCCAUUUGCGCAACACUGCCCCCACUACAAGAUAUCAUAAACGCUCCGGGAGGCCAAGCCCUCCCAUACAUCCUGGCUCGCGUAAUGGGUUCCCCCGCCGGUGGUCUAGGUCUCAUCUCCCUCGUCCUGGUUAUAACAAUCUUCUGCUCGAUUAGUAUAACAGUCGCUGCUUCGCGCGCUACCUGGGCCGUGGCCCGUGAUGACGCCAUACCGCUGGCGAAAGUGUGGGCACGCGUCGACAAGCGCUGGGGCGUGCCUAUUUGGGCGUUGGUUCUGUUGACGGUGAUUCAGAUGUUGUUGGGGUUGAUUAAUCUCGGGAGUACGAGUGCGUUUACCGCGUUUGUUUCUGUUGGGGUUAUUGCGCUCGCGGCGGCUUAUUCUAUUCCCAUCUUUUUGAGUCUGUGGCAUGGUCGUAUGGAGGUUGCUAAGGCGCCGUGGAAUUGUGGCGGCAUUCUUGGCAGGUUUGUUAAUGUUGUUGCGUUGGCUUGGAUUGCGUUUGAGUUGGUGCUUUUUAGUAUGCCGACUGCUUUGCCGGUUACGGCUGUGUCGAUGAAUUAUGCUUCGGUUGUCUUUGUUGGGUUCAUGGCUAUCUCUGCGGUUUGGUUUGUGGUUUACGCCAGGAAAUAUUAUAAGGGUCCGCCUGAGUCGGAUGCUCUUAAUUGA
Molecule: messenger RNA, 1530 nt
Organism: Penicillium vulpinum
Lineage: Eukaryota; Fungi; Ascomycota; Eurotiomycetes; Eurotiales; Aspergillaceae
Product: putative amino acid permease
Exons: 2
Coding region: 1-1530 (509 amino acids)
Biological process (GO): transmembrane transport
Cellular component (GO): membrane
Molecular function (GO): transmembrane transporter activity
Source: RefSeq, a predicted model, not a curated record